Molecule: messenger RNA, 1297 nt
Organism: Glossina fuscipes
Lineage: Eukaryota; Metazoa; Arthropoda; Insecta; Diptera; Glossinidae
Exons: 6
Coding region: 306-785 (159 amino acids)
Source: RefSeq, a predicted model, not a curated record
UAUUUAAAAAAAAAAUACCCAUAAAACAGUGCAUCUCUUACGUUUCGGUAGCAGCAGAUUUAUGAAAAUUUUUGCGUUAUAUUUUAAAAAGUUAUUGUGAGAAAUAGAAAUUUAUAAUUCAAACCGCACAUUCACGUAUGUAAAUUUGCGUUAAGUCGAUGUAAGUUAGAAGGCAUAUCGAAAAGCACUGGAUUUUGAAAAUUUCAUUGUUAAUCUCUUAGCAGCGUAAUUUCUUAGUGUACGUUAAGGUAAAAAAUAGAAAGCGCGCACACCUGUUUUCAACUGUUCAAUUCAAAUAUUUUACAAUGAGUUUAUUUCAGAUGGGCCAGGGUACGAGAAGCCGUGCUGCUGGUGGCUCCCCGCAAAGGAAGGAUAAUUGCGUAGUUGACAAUGAUACUACCGUUGAGGUUCAUAAUUCGCCGGGGCGACAAUUAACUGCUGAAGAGCUCAGGAUUUUUGAUAUGGCAACUCCUCAAACAGCAUCCCGUAAUUCGCCUGUGAACAUGUCCCCUCCUUCAAGAGACUCAUCACCGCCCAGACAAUGUCCCAAGGCUUCCUAUCCGAUAUAUAAUGCGACGCGUACCAAUUUAGGACGUCCUGCUCGAAUGGGUACACCGCAAACUAGAAGAAAUGCAAGCAUAACUACACCUGAAGAUCGUAGCCAAAUUGAUCGUGCAAUUCCGGCCACGCCUGUACAAUCUUCGGAGUACGGAAGUUACAAUACACCUAUGGCCAAUAUUGAUUACUAUGGCAGACAGCAGGCUUCAUCAUGCCCCCCCCGGUAGAGGAGGACGCGCUGCUUAUAGACCGCAUAUAGCAGGAGUAAAAACCGCUUCAAUGUCGUCUGGCGUAAGAUCAAUUAUCGUUGACAUUAAUGAGAAAAACGAAUCAAGGAGAAUUUUUUAUUUUACAUAGGGAAGAGGCCGACUACUUGCAGCACCAGCAGGCUACGGUUCAUUGUCGAAAAAGCUGCUUCCAGGCAUUAUGCCAGCAGCAAAAAGUGUAAGAAUUUUAUUAUGCCUUUAUGAUUUUGUUAGUCGAUUCGGAAGUAUUUUCUCUUUAUAGUCGAAACUUGAAACACCUACAAACUACGAUCAAGUCGUAGCGGCAAGGGCACGUAAUGUAUAUGGCGAAGCUGCAGAUUAUCCUAAAUCGUCUCAAGUACAUUUUUACUAUUAUUUUAAGCUUUUUAUCUCAAAACUGAUUUUUCGCAGGAGUGUCCUUCGCCCAGCGGGAUGACCCCAAGACGUUCUGCUGCAAUGCGAAAUCUAGGUGAAUGCGUUUUUGGACAUACCAC